Vitrella brassicaformis is the source of this 413-nucleotide messenger RNA. The record is from the annotation of a GenBank genome assembly. NCBI's taxonomy places the organism in Eukaryota, Vitrellaceae.
AUGGGCGUGUUGCCGCAGGUGGCGGGCGGCCACUUCAAGCGCAUCUAUCACGGCGUCGACGUCAAGUUCGACCAUUUCUGGUAUCCCCUCAAUCCGUCGCCCUACCCGGGCCUGCCAUUCUUCAAGUCGUCUGAGGGGGCGAGUCGUCUGAGGGGGCGGAAGGGGCAGCAGGGGCGGACAGAGACGCCCCUCAGCAUCAGCAGCAGCCGUCGCCCUACCCCCCAUCGCAACAGCUUGUACAGAUGGAGGCGCCGGAGAGGCCUCAGCGUGUCAGGAAGGAUAUGAGUGGCCUCGCCCCAUAGCCCCGGCAAACGCGGCACGUCCCUCUGAGCGGCAGGAUGGCCAUCCUGCUGCUGGUGUGCAGAUGGAGGUGGAGGACGUGUCGAGCGGGGUGCAGCCGGUCGAGGGAGGCC